GUCCAGGCAGUGUGAAUGCUGAGGACAGAAGAGUUUGAUGCCACAGCACUGUAAGUUCUUUGUUUGGAGUACACAUUAUGAACCCUUUGUGGAGCAUGUCUGCAAGCUCUGUGCACAAACAAGCUGAAGGUGAAGAGAAGACAUUAGCAGAGGAUGUGAAAAACAGGCCUCUGCAAACUGAACCAAAAAAGCAGCUCUCAUCUAUUCCCAAAAACGCUCUGCCCACAACGAAGCCUACAUCUCUAACCCGAGCAACGCAGUCAACAAAUGGCACUCAUGCUUCUUAUAGACCCUUCUACCUGGAAUAUUUGCUUCUUGCAGAAUUUACAUUGGUAGUGAAGCAGAAGCUACCAGGUGUCUAUGUACAACCAUCGUAUCGCUCUGCAUUAGUGUGGUUUGGCGUAAUAUUCAUACGACAUGGGCUAUUUCAGGAUGGCGUGUUCAAGUUUACGGUGUAUAUUCCUGAUAACUAUCCAGAUGGCGACUGUCCUCGCUUGCUGUUUGACAUUCCCAUCUUUCAUCCGCUAGUUGAUUCCACCUCAGGUGAACUGGAUGUGAAGAGAGCAUUUGCAAAGUGGAGGAGGAGCCAUAAUCAUAUAUGGCAGGUCUUAAUGUACGCAAGGAGAAUCUUCUAUGAGAUCUACACAACAAGCCCCCUGAACCCAGAGGCUGCAGUGCUGUAUGAAAAAGACUUUCAGCUUUUUAAGAAUAAAGUGGUGGACAGUGUUAAAGUGUGUACUGCUCAUUUGCUUGACCAACCGAAAAUAGAAGAUCCCUAUGCAAUUAGCUUUUCUCCAUGGAACCCUUCUGUACAUGAGGAAGCCAAAGAGAAGAUGCUGACUCAGAAAAAGCCUGACUAA
This is a messenger RNA of Cricetulus griseus (Chinese hamster), 860 nucleotides long. Lineage: Eukaryota; Metazoa; Chordata; Mammalia; Rodentia; Cricetidae. The record is from RefSeq and is a predicted model, not a curated record.